Talaromyces proteolyticus is the source of this 1431-nucleotide messenger RNA. RefSeq lists its product as uncharacterized. The coding region runs from base 1 to 1431 and encodes 476 amino acids. The record is from RefSeq and is a predicted model, not a curated record. Lineage: Eukaryota; Fungi; Ascomycota; Eurotiomycetes; Eurotiales; Trichocomaceae. The transcript has 4 exons.
AUGGCUAUCAAGAUUCCAGGCCUCCCCCUUGUCCGUCUACAUUCGCCAUAUUGGCAAAAUGUCAUAAUGGGAUUGAUCGUUGCUAUGACUGCUGGUCUGUAUGAAGCCUUGAACUUACUAGGAGCUGGCGGGGGUCGUCCCAAUUCAGCACAGACAGUGCAGGUAGUGAAUGCCACACUGUGUGCGGUAUGGGUACUUUCGUCCACUUUCAGCGGAAGUUUACUGAAUACAAUCGGGCCUGCUUUGACGGCGUGUCUUGGUGUUGUGGGAUACAUGAUAUACAUCGGAAGUCUUUGGUACUUUGAUAAAACCGGACAUGAAGGGUUCCCAAUCUUUGCUGCCGUUGCUAUUGGAAUCUCCGCUGGUUGUCUAUUUUGCACGAUGGGUUAUAUAUCCAUGUCUUACUCUGAAGAACGAGAACGAGGGUCAUUCAUCGCAUUGUCGUUCAACCUGCAAGCUUUCGGCGCAGCUGUAGGGGGUAUCAUACCACUACUGAUCAAUCGGAAAUCUAGCAAAGCUGCCGGCGUCCCGGAAGUUGUAUAUAUUGUCUUCAUCGUGAUACAAGGGUUCGCCUGUCUUUUUGCUUUCGCGCUGCGACCCCCUUCGAAAAUUACUCGAGAAGAUGGUACUCAACUAGCAAAUAUCAAAUCUCGUGGCUUCGUAGAGGAGCUGAAGUCAACUCUCGAGAUAUUCAGGGACUGGAAAUUACUUAUAAUGAUUCCUGCUUUCCUCCCUUCUGAAUGCUUUCUGGUGUACGCUGGUUCCGUAAACGCCUUUCACAACAGCCUGAGAGCGAGAUCUCUCUUGUCAUUCAUUGCUGUUGUGGUACAAAUUCCCGCUGGCAUCGGAUUACAGAAAAUACUGGACCACGACAAAUGGUCGCGCCGUACAAGAGCUAUAGUCGGCCUGGUUGUUAUUGGUGUACCCUUGAUAGCCGCCUGGACUUGGGAAGUUGUUCGAACUCGCCACUAUAAUCGCUCUCAACCACCAACGAAUCCAACCGACUGGAAUGAGGAUGCCUUCAUCCCCAUUUUUUUCCUUUUUGUCUUGAACUGGGUGUCCAGUGUACUAUGGCCCUACCUCAUUCUCUAUUUCCUCGGCUGUCUGACAAACUCCCCUCGCAAGUCAGCAAACUACGCAGGAAUUUUUCGAGCUAUGCAAGGAGCCGGCGAAGCUAUAUGCUUUGGUGUUGACUCAAUAGAAGUCCCUUAUAUCAAGGAAGCUGGCGUCCUUCUCGCAUUUUAUACUGCAGGUGUGAUAAUAUUCGGUUAUCUUGCCGUGUUCCAUAUAUCUGAGACGCAGUAUUUUGCCGGAGAAGAAGGUGUAGUUUUACCAAAGCGGGUCCUGGAUGGACAUGAGAUCGAUGAGGACAGGCACGUCGACCCCGAUUCGAAAGUUGCUACGGAGGGUAAAUCUGGAUCUACUCCGUGA